AUGGUAAUUACUUAUCAAAGACCUCACUUUCAAAAAUGUAUUGCGGUGAAUAUAAACCGAAUCGUGGUACCGGCCCUUGUGGAGCUAGGCACAGAGUCAGUUAUCCUAGACUGCGACUACAACACAGGCGAGACCCCAGGUCCAGGUCUAGUCAUAAAAUGGUUCUUCAACGGAUCCACCGGCCUCGUCUACCAAUGGAUACCACCGCUUCAACCUCAAGUUAUUGGACUUUUAAAAGGAAAAGUCGAUAUGAGCUUUAAAAUUUCGGAUAAACCGUUACAGGCGUACAGAGCUAUUAAAAUAAUAAACCCGGGGACACACCUCAGCGGUAACUACACAUGCGUAGUGUCAACAUUCAUAGCAGAAGACAGUCAGACGCGAUCCAUGUUAGUGUACAGUCCGGGAAAGAGUUUUCAAUUCGACCAGGAGAAAAAAUACGUAUUCUUAGUAACAUUGAAAUGUAUGGCGGAGUAUUUAUACCCUCGGCCUGUGAUGACUAUUUUAUCAAAGGGUAAACCACUAGAAAGAGCGAUCACGGACAUGAGGAUGGACUCCUGGGGCAUGUACACCGUGGAGACCACAGCUCUGGUCCAUGACGAUGACGUCACCAGUCCUUGGGAGGAGUUCGUCUGCGUAUUGAGCUUGCCUUUAGCUAAUUACACUAGUAAUAGAACUACUGUUUACUAUCCAGGUCUUAUGCCGACGCAUAGCGCAAGCAUAGAGGUGAAGAAACCUAUGGAACACCAAGCUAGCAGUAAAUUGUAA
Messenger RNA from Spodoptera exigua (beet armyworm), 765 nucleotides. The record is from the annotation of a GenBank genome assembly. NCBI's taxonomy places the organism in Eukaryota, Metazoa, Arthropoda, Insecta, Lepidoptera, Noctuidae.